AUGGUCGAGUUUUCACCCACCUCUCGUGCCGAACGGCAAACGCGCACGGUCGGGUCUUCACUCACCUCUUGUGUCGAACGGCAGGCAGGCACAUGUCGAGUUUUCACUUACACCUCGUGCCGAACGGCAGGCGCGCCUGGUCUAGUUUUCACUCACCUCUUGUGCCGAACGGCAGGCACGCAUGGGUCGAGUUUUCACUCACCUCUUCCUGCCGAUUCCCUUCCAAUCUUCAAACCAACCUCUUGGCUUGAGGACUUGGGGGACUACAUGAUCAUCCCCGGCUUACAAACGACAGACGCUCGUUCCCGGGUUAGAAUGCCGGAGCUCAGGGACAAGCAAGUCCUCAACCAAGAAGUCCUUCCUUGA
Messenger RNA from Prunus armeniaca (apricot), 366 nucleotides. The record is from the annotation of a GenBank genome assembly. Lineage: Eukaryota; Viridiplantae; Streptophyta; Magnoliopsida; Rosales; Rosaceae.